GACUUUCCUCUCGGUCAAGAGACAGGACUGGCCGACACGAAGCAUCACAACACUCCUGCUCAAAGUUGCGUGAGGAAAGGAUGAGCUUCUAACUUUUUAAAGAUUUUUCUGCAGUCCUAUUUUACCCCCGUUUUUACUUUGAAAACAACUUUUGGACUUUUUUUUUAAUUUUUUUUUUUUUUUUUUUUACCGGAUGCUGAGAUGCGCACAAAGUGACAGCGGUCCAGCUCUCCCUCUGUCAUCAACGAGCUAUAAAAAACGCCAUGAAAGACGACUUUGCAGACGAGGAGGAAGUACAGUCUUUUGGAUACAAGAGGUUCGGGAUCCAGGAGGGCACCGAGUGCACUAAGUGUAAGAAUGAUUGGGCACUGAAGACCUCCAUAGCUUUGCUCUACGUGCUGUGCACCAUCCUCACCAUCGCUGUGGCCGUGCUUGGAUAUAAAGUGGUACAAAGAGUCGACAUCGUGUCUGAAGGCAUUGCCAACUAUGGGGGGAAAAUUAUUGCAGUGGAGACUGACCUUCUAAAGCUAGAUGAUAAAACUGGAGAAAAGUCAGAGAACACAACCACAGCGAUCCAGGCUUUUAAGAACAAGGUCAGGACUCUUCAGAUGCAGGUGUCAAUGAUGGAGGAGCACAUCCACAGCAACCAGGCCAAGCUAAGCCAACUCCAAAACGUCGGCUCAGACAUUGAGAGGCUCCAGGGUUCUAUUCAGGGUCUGCUGGACAGCAACACGGCCACGGUGCGCUUCGUCAACGUCACCCUGCAUUUUUACGGCGGCAUUGUUGAGGGUCUGCAAGAUGACACAAUCAGGCUGCAGACAGAUCUUCAAGAGCAGGUAAAACUCCAGAACCAAAUCUUGCUUAGCAUUGGUGGACUGAACCUCACACAGGCCCAGCAGCGGGGCCUCAUCAGCGCUCUGCACCGGGUAGUGGAUGACACCAGUCAGAGCAUCCAGAAAAUCCGCAAUGACUUCCAAAGCCUCGAGCAGACCACCCGUCAGACGCGCUCUGAUAGCGAGUGGCUAAGGAGUAAGAUAGACAACCUCCAGGUUCUAGCCACAAAUGCCUCGAUGCUGUCCAAGGCCAACAACGACAGCCUGGAGGAGGUUGGAUCCCAGCUCACAAUCAUGUCCAACCAGGUACAGAACACCAGCAGCAUAGCUGACACCCAUGGCAAGGCCCUGAGGCAGAUCCUGGACCAGCAAAAGGAAUACAGCAACUUUACGGCCUCUAAGUUUGAGCGGCUAGAGGUCCGGCUAGAUGAGUCAGAGCAGAGCAUUGACCGUGUGACAGGCAACAUCAGCUUCACCACUCAGCUCCUGGGCGCCAUCAACCUCAACUUGAACGACCUGCGCUCUAGUUCCGAGACAGUGGGUCGUAACUCAGAGUUCUUGCUGAACCUCAACAACAGCGUGGCUGACAUAAGAACCGAUACGGCCGGCCUGAGAUCAAAGCAGGAGGACCUGGCAACACGUUUGGACAAGGAGGUCACCAACCUCUCCAUCAUUAUGGAGGAGAUGAAGCUGGUGGAUACCAAGCACUCCCAGUUGAUAACAAACUUCACUAUCCUACAAGGUCCUCCUGGUCCCAGAGGACCAAGGGGGGACAAAGGGCCUCCAGGGCCGUUUGGCCAAUCCGGCCAUAAGGGCGAGAAAGGGGAAAAGGGUGCAUCAGGAAUACGGGGACCAAGAGGAGAGCAGGGUAUUCCAGGCCCACCGGGUCUUCCAGGGUUUAAGGGUCUUCCAGGCGCCACAGGCAACCCAGGGUCUAAGGGUCCUAGAGGAUCCGGAGGAAGGGCGGGGCCUCCAGGAGGUAAGGGAGAGCCGGGAACUGCCGGUCUAAAUGGCAGAGACGGACAGCCUGGUCCUCAAGGGGCACCGGGCAUCCGAGGUGAAAUGGGACCAGCUGGAGAGCAGGGCCCAAGGGGACUGCAGGGACCAGUGGGGCCUCCAGGGCCAGCUGGGCCACCAGGAAUUCCAAUGCGCGGAUCAGCUCUCCCUGUGGGCGCAGUGUCUCUGCAGGAUGGAGCCAUCUCUCCAACACGUGGUGCCCCAGGUAACACCUCCCCCAAGACCACCUCCUUGAAUACAAACAAGGACAGUGAUAUGUUUACUUGUUCUGCAGGUUGUCCUUCUGAGUGGCUUCCCUACAGAGACACAUGCUACUUCUUCUCCAAAGACCUGCACAGUUUUGAUGACGCAAAAAUCACUUGUGAAUCCCUGUCUGCUUCCUUGUUGAUCAUCACUGAUACGGAGGAACAGAAAUGGCUGACGAAGCAGAUGACGGGCAAAGGCUACUUCUGGAUGGCUUUGACCGACAGAGAGGAGGAGAACGUGUGGCGCUGGCUGGACGGUAGUGAGCCUGAAUUCACGAAGUGGAAGCCCGGCCAGCCUGACAACUGGGGUCACGGCCAUGAAACCGGCGAGGACUGCGCGGGUCUCGUCCACCAGGGCUUGUGGAACGACUUCUCUUGUGAAGACCUCAUAGGCUACAUUUGUGAGAAACAACCGGAGACAACAGGAAUCCUGGGUGACUCCUAGCGGUGACUUGCAAGGCGGCGGGGCUUCCAAUGAGCAGCUAGACUGGGCCCACGAGGUCCUGGUCCACAUGGAGACAAUAAAAAGGGACACAUUUGGACAUACGGAGACGUUCUCCUCCUAAGUGUCCAAUGAGUGCAAUACAGCAGACAGCCAAAGAAGGACAAUCUAUAUUUUUUUGUUUAUCUAUAUUUUGAUGAUACACGUUACUGAAUGUAUAUUUUACUAUCCUUUUCAUGAAUGUCAAUUAUUAGCGAUGAAAUAUGUGAUGUGCAGGAAGAAAAGACAGUAGAAAUGUGCCACUCUCAGGUUAAUACAACAAAUAUGUAUCACAAAUCUA
Messenger RNA from Nerophis ophidion (straightnose pipefish), 2877 nucleotides. Its product is annotated as collectin-12-like. The transcript has 9 exons. Gene Ontology annotation, molecular function: pattern recognition receptor activity; low-density lipoprotein particle binding. The record is from RefSeq and is a predicted model, not a curated record. Lineage: Eukaryota; Metazoa; Chordata; Actinopteri; Syngnathiformes; Syngnathidae. Bases 264 to 2540 code for a protein of 758 amino acids.